GGGCUCUUGCUAUAUUGCCUAUACUGGUCUUGAACUGCUGGCCUCAGGCAGUCUUCCUCCCUUGGCCACCCAAAGAGAUGGGAUUACAAGCAUGAGCCACUGUGCACAGCUGAGGUUUUUCGACUUAGUCUUUUUGUACACCCAGUAUCUUAUAGAAUAUCCAUAAUAUAGAUUCAUAAAUAAACCAUUUCCUUCAAUGGUAUAAAUAAAUAAACCACUGCCAAAAAUGGUGGAAUUUUCUGAGUUAAGAGCAAUACAUAUGAUACAAAACUUGAUAUAUAGAGUUUCUUAGCCAAACUGGAGGGGCUGGCUUUAGGUGAUCCGUGGACUCCCUGAAAUUGGGGACACCAUUGGAAAUAUGUGUGAACUCAUGGGCAGUUUCCUAUGAUUUCCAGUCCUCAAAAUAUCUCUUGGACUCAAAGAUGCCUUAGGGCAGAGGACGCGUGUACCCCCAGUACAGAAUCUCAGACAGUGAAUGUCAGUAGACAUUCGGCAGAAAAGCUCUGCCAAAUUGAGUGCUCUGAUGUGACUUUUUCAUCAAGUCAAUGUUCCUGGGAUCUCUUGUACAUGAUAAUCUCACUCUUGUAAGGUUUCAUCGUUUCUGCUUACCCUACUUUUCUUUCCCAUCCUGAUCCCUCUCCCACCAGACCGGACUCUGAAACGGGCAUGUACAGAGAAGAGGAGACCCCAAUACGCUUCAAGCUUUGAGCGGAGAGGACACAGCCUCUGCUGGGACAGGGAACAGAGGGAUGCGGAGACCCUGAAGAUGCUUUUGGACAGUGGUCUGAGGUUGGGACAGUGGCAGGAGAUACCAUUCACCCAGGAUCUCCAGGACAAGAGAUCAGCCUGGCAGUUACAUGUGUUUUUGUUCAAACUAGUUGCCAGGUUGGCAUGAACGAUGACAUCAGAGAUUCCGACCUUCCUGAUUGGAGGGACCGGACUCUGUCGGCACCUGGCAGUUCAGUUGGACAACAGUAACUUCUCAGAGCUGUUCUCCACUCCUGACUUCUCCCAGCCUCGAGAAUUGAUAACACACUCUUCUGGAUCCCAGCAGUGUCCAGAAGAAGACCAAGGACAGAACAGAGACUAGGUUCGGUGAGAUGGGACAGAUUUUGGGAAAGAUCAUCAUGAGCCAUCAACCGCAGCCCCAGGAAGAGCAGAGCCCCCAGCGGAGCACCUCAGGGUACCCCCUCCAGGAGGUGGUGGAUGAUGAAGUGUCGGGACCAUCAGCCCCUGGGGUAGAUCCCAGCCCCCCACGUAGGUCCCUUGGCUGGAAAAGGAAGAGGGAGUGUUUGGAUGAAUCUGACGAUGAGCCAGAGCAGGAGCUCGCCCCUGAGCCUGAGGAGACCUGGGUGGCGGAGACGCUGUGUGGCCUCAAGAUGAAGGCGAAGCGACGGCGAGUGUCGCUCGUGCUCCCUGAGUACUACGAGGCCUUCAACAGGCUGCUUGAGGAUCCUGUCAUUAAAAGAUUCCUGGCCUGGGACAAAGAUCUGAGGGUGUCGGACAAGUAUCUCCUGGCUAUGGUCAUAGCGUAUUUCAGCCGGGCCGGCCUCCCCUCCUGGCAAUACCAACGCAUUCAUUUCUUCCUGGCUCUCUAUCUGGCCAAUGACAUGGAGGAGGACGACGAGGCCCCCAAACAAAACAUCAUCUGCUUCCUGUACGAGGAGACCCGCUCUCAUAUAUCCUUGCUCCAUGAGCUUUGGUUCCAGUUAUGCCGUUACAUGAACCCGAGGGCCAGGAAGAACCGCUCUCAGAUAGCCUUGUUCCGGAAGCAUCGGUUCCACUUCUUCUGUUACAUGCACUGCAGGGCUUGGGUUUCCCUGGAGGAGUUGGAAGAGAUCCAGGCUUAUGACCCAGAGCACUGGGUGUGGGCGCGAGAUCGCGCCCACCUUUCCUAGAGCUCCAGGGACCGUGGAGGCCUGAGGUCAUCGGCCUGAGAGAAGGUACAUCUGCAUCCUCCGGGGUAAAGGCAGAAUAUUGGGGUCUAUUUCGGAAAUCCAAGGAACCCAAUUGCUUGAUCUGGCUUCAAGCCUGGGCAACGUGGCGAGAUCCCCUCUCCACAAAAAUACAAAAAUUAGCCAGGCGAUGUGGGAGGCAUCUCUACUCCCAACUACUCAGGAGGCUGAGGCAGGAGGAUCGCUGGAGCCUGGGAGGUCGGGGCUGCAGGGAGCCCUGAUCCUGCCACUGCACUCCAGCCCGGGUGACAGAGUGAGACCCUGCCUCAAAAAUAAUCAUAAAUACUGAGUUCGGGGAGGUUCAUUAUGAUUGACGCACUUGAGUUACCGAUUUGGGUCGAGGGUUCAGUGAAGCUUUGGUUUACAUCUUGUGCAGCUAACCAUGUUGAGCACAGAGCAUGAGACUUCGUCAUGAGGAGGGAGGAUUAUGGAUUAGGCUUCUGGACUCGUGGUUCCUGAUGUUGUCACAUUAGAAACAGAUCUAGCACGGUUACAAGUUUAGAUCUGAAGUGACACAAAAGGCCCCAGCUGUGAUGAAGUCCAAAGCCACAUUCUCUGAGGGUGCCCUACUCCCUGGGAAGACCCACCCAAAGUCCUUGCUAUGAAGCAGAGCACUGGGGCUGACCUUGGGUGUAUUAAGUUUUGGAGUCAGGGUCACCAAAGUGUGAGUUUCACAGUUGAACACGAUGGUUCAGAAGCAGGGUAUAGAAUGAAAGGCAGGAGAUAAAAUUGCACUUCUCAAUUGCUCUGAACUCUAGCUAGACUUGACAUGGGACGUGAAUAACCUUCCUGUCUAGAGAGCUGCCUCCUUGAGGUGUGACAUUGUCUCUCUCACUUCCAGAACACCGGACCCAGGGGAGAUGUGGAUUUUCAGCAGGAACUUUAUUCCAGUGCUAAUGGCAGACAUCAGGAAGGAGGAGAGGAACCAUUUGUGCAGAUCAUCUAGAAGAACCUGGACCAUUCUUGACAGAGCUGAAUACAGUGAUCACGUUGUCCUCCAAGGAGCAGGGGUGGGGUGGGGUACUUCUAGGAGUCCUUGGAGAAAAGUAAGAAACCAGGAGUGUUUCCAGUUCCACCGUUUCCUGCGGCACCACCUCCCUUUUUAUAUUGCUGAAUGCCAACCUCCCUGGGACGGAACCUGGAGGUCCUGUUUCUUACGGACUUGCUUGCCACAGUCCAGGAGCAUUUGAAGGCACAGUGCAGGGGCUCAGAUUGGCACAGAAUUCUUUGUGAAAUAUGAGUGCCACAGACUGUAACAGAUAGCUUCAUGCACACUAUGCAUUUUAUUGGUUUGUUUGGAAAAUGUUGGCCAUUGAAUUAUUAAUAGGUUUAUUUCAAAUAGUUUGGAAAUUGUUGUACUUUUGAAAACAUGCUGUUCCUGUAGAGUUUUUUGAUGAGAGUUAUAGUUGUUAUAUAUACAUAAAGAUAAUUUUCUUUUCAUUUUUAAGUGAGAAUUCUUUUUAUCCUAAAUCUUUUAUUAUCUUUAAAUUUUUUUCUGUAUUAUUAUAUGUGCUCCUGAAGCGAGCACUCUUUUUAUCUAUGAUACUUCCAUAAUAAUCUCUUCUAUUUAUAGCUAUUGGUAGUUCCCCACCAGAAAAAAACAUAAUUCUGGUGAUAGAAAUUUUUAUUUGCUGUUUAGGUUUGUGACUGAAUUGUGAGAAUUCCGUUGUGAUUUUUAACAUGUCUCAGAUAUAUAUACUAACACGUCUAAUAUAUACUAUCUAUUUUAUUGGUUUAUUUUGAAAAACAUGGGUAUAGAAUUAUUUAAAUAUUAUUUUAUUUAUUGAAAUAUUUAUUAACUAUAUUUAUUUAUUUAAAUAUUAUUAUUACUUUAAAUAUUAUUUUAAAUAUUUUGGAAGUACUGGUAUUUUUGAAUAGAUGCUGUUUCUAUAAAGCUGUGUGAUGGGUGUUAUAACUGUUGUAUACACAUACAUAUAAUUUUGUUUUCCUUUUUAAGAGAGGAUUCUUUUCAUCCUAAAUCUUUUACCUUUCAAUGUUGGUAUCUAUUAUUACACGUGCUGCUGAAGGGAGCAUGGUUUUUAUCUAUGAUACUUAGUUAACAUAUAUAUUACAUUUAUAGCUAUGUGGUAGUUCCCCUAAAUUCUUGUAAAAAUAAAUUUUUAUUUGAUAUUUAGUGUAUGUUUGAAAUGUGAGAAUUCAGAUGGAAUUUUUUAUCUUGUUUUGGCAUGUUUGUAUGUUACUUUAAAGAGGAUGUGUGUUCUAAAGGAGGACACGAGCUGUGUGUUUUCAAGAGAACAGUGCAGUGCAUCUCUUGGGGAAACAUAAUAAAGAUGAACUUUUCUCACCUUCA
Messenger RNA from Pan troglodytes (chimpanzee), 4266 nucleotides. RefSeq names its product speedy protein E12-like. The record is from RefSeq and is a predicted model, not a curated record. The coding region runs from base 1101 to 1898 and encodes 265 amino acids. The transcript is spliced from 6 exons. Gene Ontology annotation, molecular function: protein kinase binding. Gene Ontology annotation, biological process: positive regulation of cyclin-dependent protein serine/threonine kinase activity. Lineage: Eukaryota; Metazoa; Chordata; Mammalia; Primates; Hominidae.